CGUCGAAGCAAGAUUUACCGAAAGGUUGUGCUCUUUUCAUACCUCCCCCUCUCUGUUACGUCCAGACAUAUCACGUCCUCAUUAGGUUCUUCGAAAAUAAUAUCGCCAUCGUUUUCUGCAAAUAUCGUCGUUUGGCCACUUCCAACAAAGCUGCAUGCAAAAUGCCGGAAUCGAUUAUCUUUUCUGGAGCACAGAACUCCGAGCACAAUGUUCUCAAGCCGACGUCUACUUUCACUGGUGAAGUCUACCUGGACCUCAUAAGCAUGGACUCCAAUGCUGCUUUGGCGAAUGUCACGUUCACUCCGUGUGCCAGGACAAACUGGCACACUCAUGAGGGUGGACAAAUGAUUCAUGUUUCUUCCGGUACUGGCUGGAUCUGUGACAAGGGAGGAGUGGCCCGUCGUAUCAAGGCUGGCGAUGUCAUCUGGGCUCCUGCGGGAACUACGCAUUGGCACGGCGCCGAUAACAAUUCAAUUAUGACCCACUUUGUCGUUGGCAUCGGCGAGACGAAGUGGCAUGACAAGGUCACUGAUGAGGAGUACAACAAGCGAGCUCAGAACUAAGGUUCUGUGUUGACUUAUCCCAUGCCAGCUGCCGACACCGCCUCCCACUUGAUUUCAACCCAAAAACACCACGUCGCAAAUGAAGCUUUAGAGCCACAUACAAAUAAGAAUUAUAUGAGAUCUCUUGAGAUAAUAGGAAUGAAUACAUAAUGCGAGCACACAACAGCUUUUUUAAACCGGAAAGCGGGCUGGUAACCGCGUUUGCCUGCAUCAGCCGUGGACUGUGGGAGGAGCCAAUUUUCAACAACUUCAGAUACUGGAACAACAAUAGUUUUGUGGUCACUUGGUUUGAUCUCGAGUUGCUUGAACUUUUGCCUUAUCUAUCUUAGCCUAUUGAAAGUUGUUCAAAAGCUGUAUAUCAGCCUCCUGAACCUAUCGCGCGUCAUAUGGCCUUAGGUUAAAGAAAAGGGGAAAAAAGCGGUCUGGCCAAUUUAGUUCUGACGGCACCAGUUUGAC
This is a messenger RNA of Aspergillus novofumigatus IBT 16806, 1019 nucleotides long. Its product is annotated as cupin domain-containing protein. The transcript has 2 exons. The record is from RefSeq and is a predicted model, not a curated record. The coding region runs from base 162 to 563 and encodes 133 amino acids. NCBI's taxonomy places the organism in Eukaryota, Fungi, Ascomycota, Eurotiomycetes, Eurotiales, Aspergillaceae.